AUGUGGAUACGCUCAUCAUUUUCGAGUCUAUCUGCUAAAUUGAAAUCCAUCAAAGGCAUAACACUGAAUGUAGCCAACAAAGUUUACAUUCAAGAGGGGGGUUAUGAUUUAAAUCCAGAAUUAAAAAAUGAUGCUAUUAAAGUAUUUGAUGCUGGGCUUGAAAAAUUAGACUUCGCUGAGAGUUCUGCUGCUUGUAGUGAGAUCAAUCAAUGGGUGGAGAGCAAGACCAAUAACCGCAUCAAGGAUCUAUUGAAGCCGGACAAUGUUAAUAGUGAUACCCGUCUAGUUCUUGUCAAUGCAUUGUUCUUUAAGGGAACAUGGAGUAAGCAAUUUGAUGCGGCCAAUACUAUAGAUCAGCCUUUCCAUAUUGAUGAGUCUAACACUGUUGAUGUUCCUAUGAUGUAUUUGGAAGACAGAUUUAUGUAUGGUGAAAGCCCCGAGCUUGGAGUACAGCUCCUUCAAAUGUACUAUGCGGGUAACGAAGCAAGCAUGCUUAUUGUAUUGCCUAAAGAAAUAAAUGGCUUGGACGGUGUUUUGAAAAAAUUAGCCGAUGGUUUUGAUCUCAUGGCUGAGGUGGACAGAAUGUUGGAAACUAAAGUCCGUGUCAACAUUCCCAAGUUCAAGAUUGAAUCUGAAAUCAAUCUUAAUGAGCUUCUUCCUAAGCUCGGAAUCGGAUCUAUUUUCGACAGCGGUAACUCGGGUAUCGACAAAUUAUUGGACAACGGCGAACUCUUGUACGUAUCGACUGCUGUUCAGAAAGCAUUUAUUGAAGUGAACGAGGAAGGCGCUGAAGCGGCAGCUGCCACAGGCAUGGUGAUGAUGAUGCGGUGUGCACCGAUGCCGCCGAUGGACUUCCGCGCCGACCGGCCCUUCCUCUACGCGCUCUUGGACGCCGCUAGAACUACGCUCUUCAUUGGUUACUACCGCGCCAACUAAUGGUCCCUAUCACGUCAACAUUACAGUUCAAGCCAACAUAAUGAUACCGUUUAAAACAUACAUAUACGAGUAUACCUAUUCGUUCUUUAUCGUAAAAUAAGUUUAAAUCAAUAUACGCCAUGAUAAACUUAUUAUUAAUUUAAUAUUAAUGUAGUCAUAAACAGGAAAUAAAAUUGUUGCAUUUGACAAUUUAAUGUAAAAAAUAUUUGUUACAAUCAAUUAACGUAUAAACCAUAAUUAAAUUAUUAAAAUUCAAUUGCGAGUGUAGUUAUUAAAACUUGAAUAUCAAUGCGUACGCGUACCUUCAUACAGAUAACUUUACAAUCUUGUGAGAAAUUCUGAAUUAAAUAAAACAUGUAUGUUAUUGUAUGAUUACAUAUAAGCUUUCUACACAAUAUGUUAUAUGCUUUUAAUGUUUUAUAAUCAAUAUCUCAUUGUUGUCACAUAAACUGUUUCCUCGAAAUAAUUUAGGUGUUCCAUUUAAAUGCAAAAUACACGUAGUCGACGUGUAAAAAUCGCAGACAAAAUUCAUAUUCAAAUUCUCUUUAACUAGGACAUGUUUUUCUUAUUUCAUCGUUGUUGUUCCUAAACACAUUUUUAUAAAAAAUUUCAUGCCAUUUAAACACUCGUACGCUUGUAAAGUGAUUUCUUUGACUACGAUACACGACACAUCAUCUUUUUUAUCUUCACAUAGUAAUAGAAUAUCGGGUUUUGACUGUGUGCUUGU
Molecule: messenger RNA, 1663 nt
Organism: Zerene cesonia (dogface butterfly)
Lineage: Eukaryota; Metazoa; Arthropoda; Insecta; Lepidoptera; Pieridae
Gene: serpin-2
Product: serine protease inhibitor 3/4-like
Exons: 7
Coding region: 1-936 (311 amino acids)
Molecular function (GO): serine-type endopeptidase inhibitor activity
Source: RefSeq, a predicted model, not a curated record